This is a messenger RNA of Schizophyllum commune H4-8, 1846 nucleotides long. Its product is annotated as G-alpha-domain-containing protein. Gene Ontology annotation, cellular component: heterotrimeric G-protein complex. NCBI's taxonomy places the organism in Eukaryota, Fungi, Basidiomycota, Agaricomycetes, Agaricales, Schizophyllaceae. Gene Ontology annotation, molecular function: guanyl nucleotide binding; G-protein beta/gamma-subunit complex binding; G protein-coupled receptor binding. The record is from RefSeq and is a predicted model, not a curated record. The transcript has 14 exons. Gene Ontology annotation, biological process: adenylate cyclase-activating G protein-coupled receptor signaling pathway. Bases 78 to 1550 code for a protein of 490 amino acids.
ACGCCCCAUUGAAACGCACUCGUCUUCGCCCUCCAUCUGCUGUGCCUAGAGGGAGCUAGUACGCGUCCUGAACAGCCAUGCCAACUCGCACGACGCACAGAGCGGCCUCCAUUGAGGACGCUGACCCGCUCGCACUGGCGAUUGCGCCGCCACCGGACGAGACCCCGGAGGAGAGGGCAGCACGCAUACGCGAGGAGCAGCAUUCGAAGGCGAUAUCGGACUCGAUAGACCAAGAACUGGAGGCGCAAAGACAAGAGGCCAAGAGAGGGAUCAAGCCUAUCAAGAUACUUCUGUUAGGCAAAUCCACGACUCUCAAAAACUUUCAGCUGCUCUAUGAACCCAAGGCAUUCUCCAAAGAGCGCGCAGGGUGGCGCGGGGUCAUCUUCCUCAAUAUAUGUCGCUCAAUCCAUGUCAUCCUGGACGCCAUGGCCUACGUGCAAGCCCAUACGCGCGCCACAUCCCCCAACCGCGCAACUUCCCCUCCCAAUAGCCCCCUCACCCCGCCUAUGACACCCACCGUGUACCCCGAACUCGACCCCGAACUCUUGCGACUCAAGACCCGCCUGCAGCCCGUACUCGGGGUUGAAGAGCUGCUGAUCCGGCGCCUGACGGAGGACUCGGGGGAGACGGAGGCGACACAGCUCGACACAAUCAAUCGCUCGCGCUCGGUGCUGAAGGAGGUCGCCGUGAAUGCGAGUCUGCAGUGGAAAGGCGCGUUCGCGAAGCACCACCAGCGCCAGGAGCGGGGCGACCAGGAGAGCAUCGACAGCUCGGCGGCGGUCGACUGGGAGGACCCGAACGACCCCGGUAUCGUCCUCAACGAGUGCGCGGAGGACAUCAAGCGGCUGUGGCGGCACCCGACGAUACAGGAGAUGCUCAGCAAGCAGAACCUACGCUUGGAGGAGAUGGCCGGGUUCUUCCUUGACGCGUUGGACGAGGUGACAUCGCCACGGUAUUUACCAUCCGAUGAGCACAUACUACGCGCACGGCUCAAAACGUUAGGUGUAACCGAGCAUCGCUUCAAGCUCAACGGCGGGACGGGCAUAGGCUCGGACUGGCGAAUAUUUGACGUCGGAGGCCACCGAUCCUUACGCAAUGCGUGGGCACCAUACUUCGACGACAUGAACGCCAUCCUCUUCCUUGCGCCAAUAUCCGCCUUUGACCAAGUUCUGAGCGAAGCACCGAAGGUCAAUCGACUGGAGGACUCCGUGCACCUCUGGCAGACGAUCGUCUCCAACCGACUGCUCCAGAACACCACCAUCAUCCUCUUCCUCAAUAAAAUCGACCUCAUGCAGCAGAAGCUCGCGUCGGGCAUACGACUGCGGGACUACGUCGUGUCGUACGGCGAUAGGCCGAAUAACUACGAGACGGCGUCUGCAUAUCUGAAGAAGAAGUUCGCCGCUAUCAUGCGCGAGCAGUCGCCGGUGCCGCGGACGUUCUACUGUCAUCUGACGAAUGUGACGGACAUGAAAGCUACGAAGUAUAUACUGGGGAGUAUCCGAGAUAGCAUCAUGCAGACGCAGCUUCGGGAUGCGCAGCUCAUGGCGUAGCCCGAGGGGCUUGUUCGUGAACUGAAGGACCGGUGGGGUAGGUACAAUGGAAGGGGAUUCAUGCCUUUGGGAGGUGGUUGUCCUCGCGAACGCAGGUCCUCCCCGCUAUCGGAAUUUGGAUACCCAGCGCGCACGGUUAUGUGGUUAUUUAAGUAGGUAUUCAUCUGGACUGUCAUCUUUCAUGUCGAGCUCUGUACUGCUUCAUCUCUGUACUCUAUGUUUGUGUCAUUUUGCUUGGCGGUCGGAUGUCGAGUCGCUAUUCUGGAGGGUGCAAUUAGACACGUAUAGGGAUCCUU